GAGGAGGAAGAGGAGGAGGAGGAGGAGGAGGAGGAGGAGGAAGAGGAGAAAGAGGGAUUUCGAGCGAGACGUCUGGUACAAAUGGCAAAAAGGCAAGAGGACAAGAGAGAACUCGGCAGAGGUGUUAUGUUGCCAAGGCUGAAUCCAGAAGGCUGGAGGAAGCAAGAGUUGGUGGAGACGAUCAUCCAAGGCGCUGGUGACAACGAGCGAUUUCUGGAUGUCGUCAAGCUGGACAACAAGAACCUCUUGGAAAAGGGUGAGGCUGGAUAUGCUGAAGAGGCUGUGAGGAGGGCGCCUGGAGAUAAGGAAGAGGAUGAUAGUGAGGAGGUAUCGAUAGGCAAAGAGGCCAAGUCAAGACCCAGUCUGAUGAGGAGAGAACGACGCAAGUUGAAGCUGUCGGUCGGUCGGAGAACAGGCCUGCUCGUCAAAACAGAGCUGGUGUCUGGUGCUCGUGACAAAGAGCUGAACGACAAAAGUGAUGCAAUAGAGGAGAUAAGCAAGAUGGGAACGAAGCGACUAUCAGAGGAUUACGAGGCUGGUGACGAGUCGAUGGAGCAGAGUGACCGAGUGGACAAAUGCGCUCCAAAUUUGGAAGAGGCUGACGGGAUAAGGACGAGUGAAUUCCUAAGCAGAUCUGUAGAGGCAGAAGAAGAUGAAGAGGGAGAGGGUGAGGAGGAUGAGGGUGAGGAAGGCGAGGAGGAGGAGGAGGAGGAAGACGAGGAAGAAGAUGAGGAGGACGAGGGAGACGAGGUGGUUCUGCGUGACGACGACGAUGAAGAGGUGGAUGAAAGUGAGGAAGAGGUGUACGAAGACGGAGAUGAGGAUGAAGAGAACGCCGUCGAAGAGGCGUACGAUACGGAGGCUGACGUGGGCGACACGAAUGAAGAGGACAGAAAGACCGGCGUCGGGAGGCUUGGCAAACAGGCGGGACAAGCCAAGAGUCUCUGUGGCCGACGCCGAGCUGUUGGAGGGGCCACGGUAACUGCUCAUUUGUCCCUCCAACCCGCAGGACGACCAGCAGCUCGGCCGUCUCAAGGCCUUCCAAUUCGACAUCCGCCUCAAGUCUCCCAGCCUCCACCAGCCUUCCAGCCUCACGCACCCACAUCGCAUCAGCCGAGGCCGACUGGGACGCCGCCGAUGAGUCAAAGUCAUCUCGGCUCGCUUGGUCCACUGUUGGGUCAGCCGGGAACAGUUGGGUUGCACCAUCAUCAGACACCGGCUCGCCACCAGACACAUCUGAUGACUCUACCGACCUCACAGGUCACGGGUCAGCUGCAGCACUCAAUUGGGCUGAUGCAAUUGCAAGUCUGCGCCAGCCCGCGGAUGCGCACCAGCAGCGUUGACAGUUGUUCUUUGGGAGGCAUUGUCGGCACAGAUGAUGGUAGGCAUUCCAUAAGUCUGUGA
Molecule: messenger RNA, 1404 nt
Organism: Protopolystoma xenopodis
Lineage: Eukaryota; Metazoa; Platyhelminthes; Monogenea; Polystomatidea; Polystomatidae
Source: the annotation of a GenBank genome assembly